Messenger RNA from Glycine soja, 3465 nucleotides. Its product is annotated as putative disease resistance protein RGA4. The record is from RefSeq and is a predicted model, not a curated record. Gene Ontology annotation, molecular function: ADP binding. Bases 84 to 2651 code for a protein of 855 amino acids. Lineage: Eukaryota; Viridiplantae; Streptophyta; Magnoliopsida; Fabales; Fabaceae. The transcript is spliced from 3 exons. Gene Ontology annotation, biological process: defense response to other organism.
AAGUAUAUGAAUAUAAUGUUUCCAUCUUCAACGAACGCGCACAACUGUUCCUUCUGCAUUCACACUCAUUUUGACAAAGCAGGAUGGAAGCCAUUGUUCGGAUAGUCUUACAAAACUUAAACUCUUUUUCCCAAGAGGAGUUUGGAAUCAUUUGGAAUCUCAAAGAUGAUAUACAACGGAUGAAGAGGACAGUGUCUGCAAUAAAAGCUGUAUGCCAGGAUGCAGGGGCAAAGGCUAACAACCUUCAAGUUAGUAAUUGGUUGGAGGAGCUGAAAGAUGUACUCUAUGAUGCAGAUGACUUGCUAGAGGAUAUCUCUAUUAAAGUUUUGGAAAGAAAAGCGAUGGGUGGUAACAGCCUCUUAAGAGAGGUUAAGAUUUUCUUCUCCCACUCAAAUAAAAUUGUCUAUGGUUUUAAAUUGGGACAUGAAAUGAAAGAAAUCCGGAAGAGGCUAGAGGAUAUUGCUAAAAACAAGACUACAUUGCAAUUGACUGACUGCCCAAGGGAGACUCCAAUUGGAUGUACGGAGCAGAGACAAACUUACUCUUUUGUGCGUAAAGAUGAAGUCAUUGGGAGAGAGGAGGAAAAGAAACUUCUUACCAGUUAUUUACUACACCCCGAUGCAAGUGUGGCAGACAAUGUUUGUGUAGUUCCCAUAGUUGGGAUUGGAGGACUAGGUAAGACUACCCUUGCUCAACUUGUUUAUAAUGAUAAUGCUGUCCAACGCUAUUUUGAGGAAAAACUGUGGGUGUGUGUCUCGGAUGAAUUUGACAUAAAGAAAAUAGCUCAAAAGAUGAUUGGGGAUGACAAGAAUAGUGAGAUUGAGCAAGUACAACAGGAUCUCAGAAACAAAAUUCAGGGGAGGAAGUAUCUACUUGUGCUGGAUGAUGUGUGGAAUGAGGAUCGUGAGCUGUGGCUUAAACUGAAGAGCUUAGUCAUGGAAGGAGGUAAAGGGAGCAUCAUAAUAGUAACAACACGUAGUAGGACCGUGGCAAAAAUAAUGGCCACACAUCCUCCCAUUUUCUUAAAAGGUCUGGAUUUAGAAAGAUCUUUGAAGCUUUUCUCUCAUGUGGCUUUUGAUGGGGGGAAAGAACCAAAUGAUAGGGAGUUGUUAGCCAUUGGAAGGGAUAUUGUUAAAAAAUGUGCUGGGGUUCCCCUUGCCAUAAGAACUAUUGGCAGCCUCUUGUAUUCUCGAAACUUGGGCCGGAGUGAUUGGCUAUAUUUUAAGGAAGUUGAGUUUUCACAGAUAGAUCUGCAGAAGGAUAAGAUCUUUGCAAUCCUAAAACUGAGUUAUGACCAUCUUCCUUCAUUUUUGAAACAAUGUUUUGCUUACUGUUCAUUAUUUCCCAAAGGUUUUGAGUUUGACAAGAAAACACUCAUUCAAUUAUGGUUAGCUGAGGGGUUCAUUCGACCAUCAAAUGACAAUAGAUGUGAAGAAGAUGUUGGACAUGAGUACUUCAUGAAUUUGUUGUUAAUGUCACUUUUCCAAGAGGUGACUACAGAUGAUUAUGGUGACAUAAGUACUUGCAAAAUGCAUGACCUGAUACAUGAUCUAGCACAACUAGUGGUUGGAAAAGAAUAUGCCAUUUUUGAGGGGAAAAAAGAGAACCUCGGAAACAGAACACGUUAUUUAUCAUCUCGUACUUCGUUACAUUUUGCAAAGACAUCAUCUUCCUACAAGUUAAGGACAGUUAUUGUGCUUCAACAGCCACUUUAUGGAAGCAAAAAUUUGGACCCGUUACAUGUUCAUUUUCCUUUUCUUUUGAGCCUGAAGUGCUUACGGGUGUUAACAAUUUGUGGGUCGGAUAUUAUAAAAAUUCCAAAGAGCAUUAGAGAGUUGAAGCAUUUGAGAUAUCUUGAUCUUUCAAGGAAUCAUUUUCUAGUAAAUCUUCCCCCAGAUGUUACUAGCCUACAUAAUUUGCAAACUCUGAAACUUUCUCGAUGUUUAAAACUCAAAGAAUUACCCUCAGAUAUCAACAAAAGUCUUAGGCAUCUCGAAUUGAAUGAAUGUGAGGAAUUGACAUGUAUGCCCUGUGGGUUGGGACAGUUGACCCAUCUUCAAACAUUGACACAUUUUUUAUUGGGCCAUAAAAAUGAAAACGGUGAUAUAAGUGAAUUGAGUGGGCUAAACAGCCUUAAAGGGAAAUUAGUAAUUAAAUGGUUGGAUUCCCUGCGAGAUAAUGCUGAAGAGGUUGAGUCUGCAAAGGUACUUCUCGAGAAGAAACAUCUUCAAGAAUUGGAAUUAUGGUGGUGGCAUGAUGAGAAUGUGGAACCGCCACUACAGUGGGAGGAUCCUAUUGCAGAAGGGAGGAUCCUAUUCCAGAAGAGUGAUGAGAAGAUAUUACAAUGCCUGCAGCCACAUCACUCAAUUAAAAGACUAGUAAUAAAUGGAUAUUGUGGCGAAAGUUUACCAGACUGGGUAGGGAAUCUCUCGUCACUCUUGAGUCUUGAAAUCAGCAAUUGCUCUGGUUUGAAAUCACUACCUGAAGGAAUUUGUAAACUAAAAUCUUUACAGCAACUCUGCGUAUAUAACUGCUCACUGUUAGAAAGAAGAUAUAGAAGAAUAAGUGGUGAAGACUGGCCGAAAAUAGCUCAUAUCCCAAAAGUUAUGGUGUCUGCGUAUACGCCAUCUGCUCUCAAGUAUAUUAAUUGAGUCGAGAUCUUGGUGCUACACCUAUCCAUUUUACAUGAAUAUUAUCAAUUGCAUGUCCUCUGGCCUCCAUAAUCUAUGCACUCGGAUUCCCAGAGAGCUUAAAAAUUCACCCCCAUCAUUUGACUUGCUUGCACUUAUUCAGCCUCAUUCAGUGUCCAUUCUUCUCUUGCCUCAAGCUUCACUUCCGUAUUCUGCAAGUGACUUAUUUUGUGAUGAAUAUGCAGAAGGCAGCCACCAAUUUUUUGUGUCAAUCACCAUUUUCUAGCAAAGUUGAUGGUUCAUAUCAGUUGUGGAGGUUUUGAUGGUUGUUUGUUAGAUUCAAAAACAAAGCCAAAAGGAAGGGCAAAAUGGUAUCUUCACAAAGGUUUCCGACCCUAAAUUCGCCCAAGCAAGUUGGAUGUAACUUCAGCCCUAAGCAAGCAACUCGCUUGGGCAAGUGGAUGCCUUCACCAUUAAGCCACAAUUCGCCUAGGCGAGCUGCAGCUUGCCUUGGCUAAUUUCCCUGCAAGCUAUCUUCUAUAAAUAGCCAUGCAUUGUUGAGAAGAAAUAUGAUCCAACAGCCUUCAAAUCCAGAAAGAAACCCAGAGAAAGAGUGAAGAAGAAGGAGAAAAGGAAAAGUGGAGCCGAGGCGCUGCAGAGUCGUGAUCGUGGAUCACUUCCUUCGUCAUUUGUCUUGUUAGUCUUGUGCUCUACGUAAUGAUCAGUUAGUUUUUCGUAAGGAUUGGAUGUAAUCUUUGUACCCUUAUGUAUCCUUUUUGAUAUUAUAUAUUGUUGGAUCGAGUGGCCUCAGAAUAAUUAAGAAGGGGGAGUUGAA